UUGUCGUUUAUAUUUAAAAAUUCUUUCCUAAUUAAAAAUUCAAUCCUAAUUAUCACCUUUUAAGAAUAUCUUCAUAAAUUAUUUAUUAAGUCAUAAUACUAUGUUAAUUUAAGCUUCUAAAUCAGUUUUCGACGCGAACAAAAUCGCUCGUGGUUUGCAAUUGUGUUGUAGAUCAGAUCUAUAUAUUAUAUAAGUUUUAAUCGCCCCUUAUCACAAAUGUAUUCAAUUUAUGCAGUUCUACGAAGUAGUGCGUUCAAAGCAUAUACACGACGUAAUCUAAAUAUUACAUUAUAUUGUUAUAUACUACAUAUUAUACAUAUCAUAUUAUGAUAGUCGAAAUAACACAAAAAUAGGGGAAACGCAUUCAAAAUUGUAAAUUAAGAAAAAUACAAAAUUGAAGGGGAGGGCAUGUCAUUUUGAGAAAAACUUUAGAAAAUACGAUCUUUUAUUCUGUUAAAAUUUUAUCAGUGUUAUUGUAUACGCAUUGUUAUCAAGAGUGACGAUGCUUUUCUGUUACUUUAUUCACCCAUUUCGUCUCCAUGACAAGAAUAAACAACAUUGAUAAUUUUGUAAAGAGUUUACUCGUGAAUUGCGAAAGUAAUGCCAGAAAUUGCGAUCACUCCGAAAAGCUCGUCUUCCCUGAGCGUUUCAACAAGCUCAAGGGAAGAGCCGAAUCAAUUCUUCGCUAAGAAAAAGCUGACAAGAUGCAUGCAACAUAAAUUUCUAACAUACUCGCAACUUCCCGUAAGAUGCCAGAGACCCAAUCGAUAUUAUCGUCCUCCGAGGACUUCUUUCAGAUUAGCCAAUCUUGCAACAAUUAAACAUAAAACCACAAUCAACACGACGAAAAGCUGCCCGGACAAUUCAACAUGCUCGAUCUACCAUGUUAUUGAUACAUCACGUUGCAAAAAGAGUUUAUCCAUGAUUGAUUUUUCACCUUUGAUAAUGGAUGCUGAAAAUGGCGAUCUUAGAUCAGACAGUAGUUCAACCGUAGAAAAAUUCGAAGAGAAUGAUAAAAUUAAGGAGAUCAUUGGCAACGAAAUGGGGAUCAGCGUCGGUAUCAGGAAAUGGAUGGACGGGUUUGCCACCUCGGAAUCGGAGCAAGCAUAUUCUCAAUUCUUUCAAAAUCCAAAGAAAGCAGCGACUUUAGUGUGUCAUGUACUUAUGUUGAACGCCUGGAGAUGUAGGCGUAGUGAUGUUCAAUAUCUUCGUGGCACGAUCGACGAUUUGAACCAGCGGAUCGAACACUUGCAUCUGCAAAUCGUUGUACUGCGACGGCUACUCGACACGGAGAAUAGCCGUGUUAGCAAACUGACUGGCGAUGUUCAUCGUGUCAAAAUUCAGUUCGACGAAACGCUGAAAGAAAGGAAUAUCUUGAAAUCGGAAACAGUAAAAAUGGAAGACGAGGUUAAACGUUUGACCGAACUUUCCGAGGAGAGGCUAGUUGCAUCGGAAAAUGUGCGAAACGAGUUGCUUACCGCGCGAAAUCAACUUCGUGCGCUCGACGAACAAAUGUCGAAGGAUCGAGAAAAGCUGUUGAAAUUACGAGAAGAUAAGAAACUACUUCUGGAAAAGGUGACUGCCAGUGAAACGUUAGCAAGUGAAAGAGGAAUGAGAGCAGACAAAGCUGAGUCAGUCGUGGAGGAUUUACAAUUGAAACUCGCUACGCAGAUUGCUCUGGUUGAAUCUUCACAGGAACAGAUAGAACGAUGUUCAAAAGAGUUAAAAGCUAAAGAAGAUGAAAAAAUCAAGUUGCUAAAGCUUUUAAAAUCGAGCGAAGAUACGGGGAGAAAUUUACACUUGCGAGCGAUUUCUUUAGAAGCUCAGCUAGUUGAUCGAGAGGUAGCUCUGGAACGCAUGCAGGUCGCAUACAAUUCACAAUUAGCGGAAUUGAAUGAACUGAAAGAACGUUUAAUACGUCAAUCCCAAGAAGGGGGAUGGAGUAGUAGAAUGUUGCAAAUAGCUGGUAGUGUUGUACGGGCGCCAAGAGCUAUACUGCGCACUUUAUUAUCGGGUCCAGUGUCAGCUUCUUAAAGAUAACUUGUUGUUGUUGUUUGAGGAUGACAGCCUCGUAUUUUGAGUUUCAUUUUGAAACGAAGGGUUUAAAAAGUGGAAGUUCAAGGGUGAUGACGAUGAUUGUUUGAUAAAAGAAUGGAGAAAGGGAAGAUUUUACGUUCAAGUUAUGGAAGGUGAAUUAUCUAUACUUGUCAAGAAAUCAAAGAAGGCAAGAACAGUUUCAAAAUAGCAAAUUUUUGGGUACUCUUAUUACUAAAAUUAUAUUUUUUUUUAUUUAUAUAUAUUUUUUUUAUUCUUUAUACUUUUUAAUAUCAUGGACUUCAUAUGUAGUAUUUUCGAUCAAGAAGAGAAAAGCAAUACCUCAAAAUAUUUAAUGAUAUAGUAUUAUAUUAUAUUCGCUGGAAAUUAUUCUACAAACUCAAGGAUGAAUAAAUAAACGCAGAUAUCGUA
Molecule: messenger RNA, 2466 nt
Organism: Frieseomelitta varia
Lineage: Eukaryota; Metazoa; Arthropoda; Insecta; Hymenoptera; Apidae
Exons: 7
Coding region: 601-2034 (477 amino acids)
Source: RefSeq, a predicted model, not a curated record